Molecule: messenger RNA, 6953 nt
Organism: Anastrepha obliqua
Lineage: Eukaryota; Metazoa; Arthropoda; Insecta; Diptera; Tephritidae
Exons: 11
Coding region: 579-5543 (1654 amino acids)
Biological process (GO): organelle organization
Cellular component (GO): cytoplasm
Source: RefSeq, a predicted model, not a curated record
CUAAGCGGCCACUUCGCCGUACUACACUUGAUUUGAUGACAUUCGCUCCAUUUGCUGGUGUAUGGGAGUGUGCGCUUGAGACGUCGUCACCAGUCGAUGCCUACUGUAAAGCAAAUACGAUAUGUAAAUGCGAUGCGCGUCAAGUGUCAGCAUUUGAAGAUUUACCAACGACGCGUUCAGUCAUUUCCGUCUUCCAGGCGGAUAACUAGCGAACUACAUACGGCUAACCGGACAGUGUCAGUUAGAAUAUAAUAAUCGCCUACCUCUCACAGUUGUGCAGUGAAGCGGUGUAAUCCAACAGCAGCACUGACAAAUUGCUAGUCGUAUGUGAGAUUGUUAUUGCUUUAAUAAAUUAUGGAUGGAGUGUUUGUGUGACCAUAAACGCAUAUGAGACGCGCCCGUAUGACACAAUGACUGUAAGCAAGCGUUGCCAUUACGGUAUGAAGUCACUUGCGGCUCGCUGGGCGUUGGAUGCGUGCAUAAAUUAGUAAAGAAUUCAAAAUUAAAAGAAAAAAUAGUUUUAAUAAGUCGCUCGGUAAAGUUCUACUUUUUAACUGAAUCGCCGAAGACCACUAAAAAUGGUGAAAAUUCUGCAAGCCUAUAACUUUGCCAAGCAGCACACGUACGCUCUAAAUGGUGACAUACUUUCCGCCUCACUGAUCGAUUCCAGUCGAAUUGCUGUUAGUAGCGCUGAGCAAUUUAUUGAAAUCUAUGAUAUCGGCGGCAAGCAGCGGCGUAAUGAAUUGAAUGGCAUCGAUUUGAAUGCCAUUACCACGGCAAGUGAGUAUGCCGCAGCUGAGGCAGCAGCGAUGGCGGCUGCGGCACAAGCUGCAGCAGAUGAGCGGCUGCCCACGAAAUACACGCUCGCAACGGUGGGAGAAGUGGUGCACCUGAUUUACUGCGAAGCAGGCAAAUAUCUACUCACACUGGAGAAGGAAACUCUUGGAAGUCCAGUACAAACUGGCACCACCGGUAUCAGUUGCACCAGUAGCAGUAACAAUACGGCUAUUUGUCCGGAGGAUGACACUAAAAUGUUUGUGCGGAUCUAUGCAAAUUUUUGGAAAUUUCCCGAAUCAAAACUCAUCGAUCUACCCAUAACUAUACGUAUCGCCUCCAUGACCACGCCUAAGGCGCCACUGGUGGAGAGCAUCGACGUGAUUGAGUUGCCUUUGCGUAGUCCACCCGAUCUCAUACAAUGCUGCCAGACAUCCGGCAACAUUAUCGUGAGCAGCAGGGAGCGCAUCUACCUAUACGAGUACACACAGUGCAUACAUGAAACCACACAGCCACGAUUCUCAUAUAUUGACUUCCUACCUUUUAAAUUCUUUGUGAAUCUAAAUUUUGUGCCACUGCGCUUGUGUCUCGCUGAAAAUGUCAUUGCUGCAAUGAAUAAUCGCUACUGUGUUGCAUUUAAAGUGGUCGACGUGGUGAGUAGUAGUGCAGCUGGUGGCGCGCAUUGCAGUCCGUUAGAUAAUGAUUACGGUGGCGGCGGCUGCGGUGGUGGUGGUGGUGGGUUAGACGAUGUCGCCGACGUGGAUGUCGACGAGGCCAUUUCGAGUUCUGAAUCAAGUCUAAUGAGCAAAGUAAGUGCGGGUCCCUCGAGUCAUAAUAGCUUUGAAACAGAUUCUUUGGAAACCACCUCAAGUGGGCGUCCGUUGGGUGUGGCUGGGUUUCCAGGACGCACACCAAUCGAUUUCAAUGUUGCACGCAUUGUGAACUCGGCUUGUGGACGUGAGUUCGAAGUAGAUUUAAAGUCACAGUGGGAGUUGGGUGAGGCCAUAAGUGUUGGUGGCGGCGGUGGUAUUGGGCCGACAUCGAUCGGUAGUAUCGGCGGUGGUGUUUGUGUUGGAGAUACACAGGAGAUUAUUAUUAUGCCGGCACGCGCCAACGACAUAAAAAUUAAGCUGGUUAAUGAAGCGAAAGCUAUGAAUGUACAGCGUGUUGCCACCCAUGGCAACAUGGCAUACGCUUACAACGAGGACACCAGUGUCCAGUAUGAUGUGCGCAAGCUGCUGCAAAUUUGCAUGAAGUCUUCGGAGCCCAAUGGGCGAAUUGUAGACAUUUUGCGUUGCAUGGAUUUGAAAGCGAUUUAUCAACGCCAUCCACAUGAAGACGGCUUGGAGGACUCCGAAUAUGAUAUGGGCAAUCAGCAGGUGCCGGGCGCUGUGACCACUACCAAGCACGCCAAUCGACGCACACUCAAAUCUGGACAACACCAGAGUUGCGUGGGUUAUGCAUUACUAGUGGCAAGCAGCGUGGAUGGGUAUCUGUAUCAGUUUUGUGCGCAAGGCAAAUGGUAUAGUGAGAACGAGAAGCCCAUUGCCAUUUAUUCAUUCACAGCACCGGUUUUGAAGGUGCACAUCAACGAUUAUGUCAUCUAUGCAAUAACCACAGAGUCGGUGGAGACUCACACUUCGCGCAUUGGCCAUAAACUUUACCACAAUCGCUUCGAAUAUCCCACAUUGGGUGGACUUUUCCCCGAGGAAUCCAGCCCCGAUGUGAAUUCGGCUAUUGCUGUAGUCGGUCUUUGCGCUUUUAUGCAUGUCCAAUACGUGUGUGUGAAUCGAAAUAAUUUAGUGCUAAUUAGCAAUAGCGCAUUAGCUAACAAUAGCAAUGAUGUCAGCAAAAGACGUAAUGGGGGCAUCGGCAGUGGCAGUGCUGGUGGACGCAACAUAGCGGCACGUAUUCUGGCCGAAACUAAAGUAAAGAAUUUGUUACGCAGUAGCAGCAACAAUGCUGCUCAACAAACUUUGCUCAACGAAUGGACGCUUUACAAUUUGGAGGUGCCACCGGUGGAGCAUGUAAUUGAGGAUUUGGAGGCAAUCGCAGAAUCAUAUCGUGCGGCUAGUAGUACGAAUUUUUACGAUUUGAUGGAAGAGGCGCAUGUCAUGUUGCGCCUGAGUUUGUCGCUGCAGUGCGAACAGUUGACCGAAGAGCGCGAACAACAGCUGCGCAGCAAAUUCGUAGAUAAUUGCCGAAAGUUAGCUGAUUUCUCGAUACGUUCACGUAAAAAGGAGGUGUACCUGCAGGCCACAGGCUUUUACAAAAUGUGCAACCUACAACUAGCCGACAUCUACAGUAACUACAUCAACUGCUAUGUGCAGCCUGCAUGCGGAGAGCAACAGCAACUGCCGUUUGUUAAUUGCAGCAAUUCGCCAGUAAUCGAUGAGAUGCAGCUGGUCGGUUUAAUUUAUACUGUGAAAAUGUUUCUGCUUGGUUUAGGCACCGAUCGCCUACUUGCCGCCUUCCUCAAUCAGCUAGUGAAGCCGUUUUUCACGCCAAAUCGUGUCAUCGACCAAGGCUUCCUGCAAGUGCCUUUGUCAUUAGAGUUUCUAAAUAUGUUUAUUAAAUAUUCGCCAAGCGACAUACCGCAAAUCAUGUUGAACUCACCAGUGGUGGCAGAUGCGAUCAGUGGAGAAUUGGUCAAUUACCUAAAAUAUCUGGAUAAACUGAAUCCGGAUGAGAAUCUCCUUCUCGCUGUAACCGCUUGCCGCAUGUCCAACUAUCUGCUCGCCCAAGAAGUGGUAGCACGUUUGAGCCGCCGCGAAUUGGCUGUUGCUCUUAUUAAACACAAGAAUGUGCUCUUUGAUGAUGGCACCGUACUCUUCCAACGACGCGGUUCGCAGCACUACGAUUCACUUAAAUUCCGUAGCGGCUCCAUUGCUACGGCUGCCAACGGACAACACCACAAAUCGACAACUGCACAAUUUACGCGUCGCCAACAAAAGCGUAAACCGUCAUUCGGUCUAGCGCAAAGUGCAAGCCCUUUACUCGCUCCCACGCACACUGCGCAUGGUGUCAUUUCGUUCUCGGAUUUUACUGAAACCAUUUUGCUAGCCACGGAGAAUACCGAUUUGAUUGAGGCUAUCAGUGAUGUAUUUAUACACGCUCUGUGUAUUGAACACAGUAUUACCUUGGAUAUCAUUUUGCAAUUGUUCCUCAACUAUAUCGCCGCACAUAUCGGUCAUAAGGGUUAUCAGACAUCGCAAAAGGUGUUUGUGAUUGUUUUGCAGGUCUAUUACUACGAUUACUUUGAUGUCAACCCAAUGCACAACCCCCAUGAUGUUCCCUCACAGACACCCCCCAACAUAGAGGGCGGCGAUGAAUACGAUGAAUCUUCCUCGAAGGCGCCUUCACUAAACAGUGAACGGGAUAACGAAUCAAUAGCUAAUUCACUGCCCGACUCGAAUUCCGGCGCCAGCUCGUCAAUGGACGACCGCAGCUAUUCCCAUCCCACGAAUCGCAAUCGCAUUGUUUACGAUCAGUUGCAUGAUCAAAAUUCUCCAUAUAAACGUAAUAUUACAAUUUCACCAAUUCAAUUAGACAGCAAUGAACCACAGACGCCGACACAAGGUAUAAGUGAUACCGAGACAAACCUAAAAGGACUCAAAAUACUCUUUCGCAUGUAUAUGGGCCGGCUAAAAGCGCUAAGUGAUCUCAUAACUGAUCUCCAAUCAGCUGAUGUUGAGCAACAGCCUAUUAAUGAAGAUUUUGUGAGUUUACGCAUGGAAUGCAUUAAGUUUAUGAUACGCCAUUUGCAAGAUCUGCGCUCACAACAACAUCAGCAACAUCAACAAAAUCCUUUGCUGCGUCACAAUGGCGGUACUCAGUAUUAUUAUGCAAAAUCGGCAAGUAGCAGCGUCGUGCAGCCGCCGGCAGUGGUGGAUGAGCGUAAAAUCGUGUACGUGCCAUUUAUACCGGAUUACAAAUUGAAUGGCGAAGAGUUUGAGCGUCAUAUAAAAUUAUACCUGCGACCGAUUCCAUGCUUGCUAGAUCGGCCGCAAUACCUAAAUCGUUUGCCACCAUUUCGACGUGACGACUUCAGUUUUCCUAAUCGAGAUGAAGGCGAGUGUGAGGUGCGGUUCUUGGGUUGGCAUAAUGAGUUGCUCACGCUGACACUGAAAAUACAGUCGCUCUUGGCGUCAACGAAAAUUGAUCGUGAGAUUAUUGAAGAGUUUAUUGCAUUCAUACAGAAAACACCGGAUUUGAUUGGCAUCGAUAGCUUCUUGGUGAUUGUUUUGCCAAAACCUCUAGCCAUCAAUUAUAUGUUGAAUUUCUGUCCCGAAUACAUGUGGCAGUAUGGCAAGUCGAACGGAUUUACGCCCAAGCACUGGGAGUCGCUCUUGAAGAAAAUCUUAAGCAAACAAGAAUUGAUGACUAAUUGGAAAGUCCAUAUCACAGAAAUCCUUAACAACCUGGUUGCUGAGCUGUCAUUCGAGGAGCUACUGCAAUGCUUUCCCAGUGAAGCUAUCAAACAUCAUAAGACCGAAGCAUUCCUAAAAGAAUUUAAUGAUAAUCGCAUCAAUUACAUCAAUGAAAAAUUGACGUUCGAAGAGUUACAAAAGACUCUACAUUCAAGCAACAACGAAACCGUGCUAGCACGCGAUCAUCUGCCAAUGGACAACAUCGAUGAAAAUAAUGUUUUCGAACUCACAUUGCGUAAAGCUGUUUCAAAACAGCGUAGCAUCGCUUUGCGUUCGAUGAUUGAAUCCACAGGCACACAACUAUUUGAUGCUACCAGCAACCCAAUGUAUAAUCUUUGAGAUAACCGUUGCACUUAGAUAAGGAAACACCAACUGGGCACCCAAAAGAAAAAUCCUACCAUUCGGUAGUGUCUAAGUUGUGGCGUAAUGCGUAGAAUAGUUAUUAUAAAAUCACACAUAAAUAAUCACUGAGAGUAUAUUUGUUGCGCAUACAACACUUAGGUGCUUGAAAUCAUUCUAAUUUUUCAUUGAUAUGUUUUACGCUAAGAAUGCAACUUAUUUACAUACAUACAUAUACAUAUAAUAUAUAUAUACUUCUGGUAUACCUGCAUCAUUACGAGAUAUACAUAUAUUAGGCGAGCGGUAAACUCCAUAUGUUAUUUACUUAUUGGUAAGAUUAGAAAGUAGAGCGCACUUAUACUAAUAUGUAUUUAUGUAUAUUUAUUGAUUAGUUAUCUUGGAUUCAUUGUAAAAAGGCACAAAAUAUUUUAAGCAUACAUUUUUUGCGCCUAUGAUCUAUUUAGCAUUAAAUAUUAGUAUACGCAGGGAAAAGCAAUUGAAGCGUGCAAAUGUUUUGGCUUUUUUUUCAAAACUCGAGCUCUAUUCUUAAAAAGAAGUGAGCGUGCUUUUUAUGGCAUAAUUUUGCAUUUUCUAUAAAAAUCCUUAGGAUGAAUUCAGGCUUACAUAAAAAUAAGCGUAUAUUAAUUUUUUAUGCCACACACUUUGUGCUGUUGUAUUUUUUACUCAUUUACACUGCUCGACAAACUUCGAUACAUUGAAAUUUUACUUUGUGCAUAAAUUUAGAGGAAUCCAGUUUUUUUUUUAAUAAUCUGAAAAAUAAAUUCUGUAAACGUCGUAUUUGCUUCCAGCAGGAUUUGUUGAUAUUUUAAAUACUCAUAAAAACACAAAGAUGUGAUGCUUAUUGAUAUUAUUGCAACAAAAUAUUGUCUAUUGUUUGAUUUAGUCACUUUGCGAUUAUGGCAUAUGUAAGCAUUUUUUAAGCUUAAGUGUAAUUUUAAUUGUAUUGCAUUUAUAUGUUUAGCUAAUUUUUGUAUCAUUAAACAGUAUUUGACAAGUAUUGGUGUUGUAUAUCAAAUUUACUUUCUAAACACAUUUUUUACUGAACUUAAUAAUAUUUAUUAUUCCAAACUAAUGUGUAUUUUUAAAAAUCAUAUACAUACUUGUGUCUUUAUACAAAUUAAUACAUACAUAUUAUGUAAUAUACACCCAGCUUUUACAUUCUCUAUGAUACGCUCUACAUCUUUAAGCCAGAUUAUUAAUUUUUCGCGCACUUGCGAAAAUAGAAAUACAUUACCUUUAGACGCAUAAAAAUACACUUACAUUCUUCAACUAGCAUUGAAUAUUCGUAAAAGUCAAAAAUGAAAUUUUAAAUAAAAGUUUGUUAAAAUUACAUACGCACUUUCAUAUCUAAAAAUGUGUGCAGGCUAUGCAUCAAAAUGCUUAAAUAUG